CAGACGCACACACGUGCGCCCGGCACUCACUAGAUAACGACUGGAGCUCGAGCAGAAGAAGCCCAGACGUAGAGUCCGGGGAGCGGCGCGUGGAGCAUCCUCUGUUCCUCGCGCCGGAGCUGUGGGGGGGGGAGGCUCGCGGAGGCCAUGGAUCACAUAGGGAUAGGCCUACUGGGGGCGCAUCUGCAGCAGCACACGCACGCCGAGCCCAUCAGCUUCGGCAUCGAUCAGAUCCUCAGUAACGUGGAGCAGAGCUGCAUGCUGGGCGCGAGGAUGCACGAGCCGGACUACGGACACGGGGCCUACGACAGCUGCGCGAGCAGCGGCGCGAACGGCGCCGGCUAUAUGUACGGUAACACCGGGUAUAACGGCAGCGGCGGCUCGUGCGGGAUGGCUUCCCUCGGCGGGGCUUAUCACAUGAACGUGGGUGUGAAUGUGAACGGGACUAACGUGAGCUCCUCGAGGGUCAUCCGUGUCCCCGCGCACCGGCCGGUGAGCGGCGGGAACUCCUCCGCUCCGCCGGUGAGCGGCGGCGGGAACAUCAGCAACAUGACCGCGCUGACGUUCCCCUGGAUGGAGAGCAACCGACGCUACACCAAAGACAGGUUCACAGUGUCCCUCUCACCCCUCACUGUAACACGUCGUGUAGGUCACCCCUACCAGAACAGGACGCCUCCUAAGAAGAAGAAACCUCGGACGUCAUUCACUCGGCUGCAGAUCUGUGAGCUGGAGAAGCGGUUCCAUCGGCAGAAGUACCUGGCGUCUGCCGAGCGGGCCGCCCUCGCCAAAGCCCUGAAGAUGACUGACGCCCAGGUCAAAACCUGGUUCCAAAACAGACGCACCAAAUGGAGGCGGCAGACGGCGGAGGAGCGGGAGGCGGAGCGGCAGCAGGCCAACCGGAUCCUCAUGCAGCUGCAGCAGGAGGCCUUCCAGAAGACCAUCAACCAGCCGGUCACCCCUGACCCGCUGUGCCUGCAGAACAGCUCUCUGUUCGCCCUGCAGAACAUGCAGCCAUGGACCGAGAACACCGCCAAGAUCUGCAGCGUGUCGGCCUGCGAGUAGAGCCGACAGUCUGCGGAGCCGCGGAGGGUCGCGCGUCCUCCCACUGGGUAUCUGCGCCUGUACCGAGUACCGACUGACUGCUAAAGGGCAGAUACAGGGGCGUAGCCCGCGGAGGAGCUCAAAGGAGAACCGGUAUUGGUUAUCGGGUCAGCUCCCUGCUCUUAUUAUCACCACCCUUCUGUCAAAAACACACUGGUGCUGCAUCUAACAACAGGCAUGCUUCAGAUGGCGUCCCUCAGCGCAUUGGGGUCCACAGUCUGAUCUGGAUCCUUGAGAGGUCUGGACUGAAUCAGCCCUGCGGAGACCACAAUGAGAUUUUGGAAAUAUUUCGGAGGCAUCAUGAUGAACUUUGUGCUCCAUAAAAAAAA
Sander lucioperca (pikeperch) is the source of this 1430-nucleotide messenger RNA. It is a transcript of the gene tlx1, whose product is annotated as T cell leukemia homeobox 1. The coding region runs from base 148 to 1062 and encodes 304 amino acids. The record is from RefSeq and is a predicted model, not a curated record. The transcript has 3 exons. Gene Ontology annotation, cellular component: nucleus. Gene Ontology annotation, molecular function: RNA polymerase II cis-regulatory region sequence-specific DNA binding; DNA-binding transcription factor activity, RNA polymerase II-specific. NCBI's taxonomy places the organism in Eukaryota, Metazoa, Chordata, Actinopteri, Perciformes, Percidae. Gene Ontology annotation, biological process: regulation of transcription by RNA polymerase II; animal organ development.